UGUGCUUUUACUGAGCGCGCAUUUAUAAACAAUGGGGGAGACACUUGUAACUUAUAAUUUGCCCUGGGUUGAAAAAUAUCGACCAGAAAAGCUAGAUGAUCUUAUAGCUCAUGAGGACAUUAUUCGAACAAUUAAUAAAUUUAUUAAAGAAGACAGGUUGCCACACUUGUUGUUUUAUGGACCACCUGGAACUGGUAAAACUUCAACUAUUCUUGCCUGUGCUAAGCAAAUAUACUCGCCAGCAGAGUUUGGAAGAAUGGUUCUUGAGUUGAAUGCAUCGGAUGAUCGUGGUAUUGGUGUGGUGAGGGAACAGAUACUGAGCUUUGCGAGUACACGAACUAUUUUCAAAUCAGGAUUCAAACUGAUUAUACUUGAUGAAGCUGAUGCCAUGACAAAUGAUGCUCAAAAUGCUCUUAGGAGAGUUAUUGAGAAGUUUACUGAAAAUACCAGAUUUUGCUUGAUAUGCAACUAUUUGUCGAAAAUUACUCCUGCCAUUCAGUCCCGAUGUACAAGAUUCAGAUUUGGUCCUCUCACAAACAAGCAAAUAUUGCCUCGAUUGGAAUAUGUGAUUGCCAAUGAAAAGUUAAAUGUCACUGAAGAUGGACAAAAAGCUUUAAUAGAUUUAGCCCAAGGAGACAUGAGAAAAGUUAUUAAUGUUCUUCAAUGUGCUGCUCUAGCUUUUGAUGUUGUAAAUGAAGAAAAUGUCUAUGCUUGUGUUGGUCAUCCCUUAAAGUCAGACAUCAACAAAAUAGUGAACUGGUUGUUAAAUGAUGAUUUUACUGCUGCAUAUAAAAAUAUAAAUGAUAUGAAAACAGCAAAGGGACUUGCACUGCAAGAUAUUUUAACUCAAGUACAUCUAUAUGUUCACAGAAUUGAAUUACCAGUGGAUGUUAAAAUACAUUUACUUGAAAAAAUGGCGAAUAUAGAAGAUAAUUUAACAGCUGGGACAAGUGAAAAAUUACAGCUUAGUGCACUAAUAUCAGCUUUUCAAGUAGCUCGAGAUAUGGUCUCAUGAUGUCAUUUAUUUACAAAUUGUUUGAAUAUUAUUUUAUAUAUGCACAUUUGGCACAAAAUAUCUGUAUUGUAAGUAUCACAGUUAUGUUAGAUGUCUUUGAAUUUUUAUAAAAAUAAAAAUGCAAAAUAUUCAUUUUGUGUGUAUUGUCAUUUUAUGGAUUUAAAUAAAUACUAUAUGUAUUAAAAUACAUAGUACUGGAAUGAAAAGAUGAACAAUAUUACCUUGUUGCAUAGCUGCCAACUUUGUGGUCUUACCAGGACACUCGUGAUUUUCAUCAUAGCUUCUGGUUUUUAAUUUUUAGCCUUUACUACGGAAAAUAUUUUCCAGAAUUGAAAGAGAUAAACAAGUGUAGUGCACACAGUCGAACUCAAGGUAUAAUCCAAACAAAUAUUUACCAAAAAAUUUUGUAUCCAAAAAGGAAGUAGCAGUAUUUUGACUUCUUGAAAAAAUGACAAAUGAAAUAAAAAACAAACUAUGAACUAAAAUACUUUGUUAUUACUAUGUAUUAUAAAAUACAUAACAACAAUAAAAAAACUUUUGAAUUAAUUUUAUGGAGCCCUUCAUGAUAAAUAAAAAAUUAAUCACUCUUAUAAUGCAUAUUUUUAAUUCUCAAAUUAUAAUAAAGACUGACUUUAUGCACAUAACUGUGUUCACUUAAAAGCCAAAGGAAUAGAAGCAGAGAUAUGUUUCUAAACAAUCUCUCCCCCCAGAGAAUUAUAAAUUGUUCCUUUUAUCCUUUUAAAUCAGUAUAUUAAAAAAAGUAUGAUUCCUUUCAUUAAAAUGAAGAUAUUUUUUGGCUGCAUUUAGUUAACAACCAUUAUAUCAAAAUUAUCAAUUAUUUUUUAGAAUGACAAAGAAAAUUCAUCUAAAUUGAAUACUGCUCUCAACGUACCCCACUCUAAAAGUAUCAAACCAUUUUCAAGAAUCAUUAAAAUUCACAACACUGUAGAAUAGUUCUUUACUAUUUUUUUAUCAAUGUUAUUAAACAAGGAGAUGAAUCAGUUUUAUGAUGUGGAAGAAUCCCAACUAAAAAAAA
Stegodyphus dumicola is the source of this 2051-nucleotide messenger RNA. It is a transcript of the gene RfC3, whose product is annotated as replication factor C subunit RfC3. Lineage: Eukaryota; Metazoa; Arthropoda; Arachnida; Araneae; Eresidae. The record is from RefSeq and is a predicted model, not a curated record. Gene Ontology annotation, cellular component: DNA replication factor C complex; nucleus. Gene Ontology annotation, molecular function: DNA binding; ATP hydrolysis activity; ATP binding. Gene Ontology annotation, biological process: DNA-templated DNA replication; DNA repair.